Effrenium voratum is the source of this 2028-nucleotide messenger RNA. The record is from the annotation of a GenBank genome assembly. NCBI's taxonomy places the organism in Eukaryota, Dinophyceae, Suessiales, Symbiodiniaceae.
AUGGACCCUCCAACGCCCACCCUUCCGAUUUGCCACAACUGCAACGACUGGCUUGUCACCUCAGCAUAUUUUGUGGUUUUCCGUUUGCAGACACUCUUCAGACAGCUUAAGAUGUAUCCAUGGCAAAUUCACACCUGGACUCAGGCCAUGUCAUGGCGCUUGACGUUGGCGCUUCUUCACUUCAUCAAGCUGGAUGCAGUUCGAACCCUCCGCGAGGAGUCCAACGCUGUGACUGAUUUCGGUGAAUUCCCUUUCCUUUGUAGCUCCGACAUUGUGCAGCAGACCUGCGAGUUACUGAAUGAAAAUGCAAGUACCGUUGUCAGCCGGGCAACCGUUGCGGCAGUCCUGUCCAGAACAGACGAUGAGAUGAACAAGUUUUGGACCGCGCUUUCGUUACCUGACAGCGUUGGUUGCGCAGACCUAUGUACUUCUGUCAUCCGUUACAUCAAGGCAAAUCACGUGCUUCCUCCUCGCAGUGAUUUGGCAUGCUACACGGUGGGUAGAAGGUCGUUCUGUGAUGCGGACCUCAGGGCAAAAUCCCUGGUAUCUCAAGGGAAUGCCGAGGAGGAUGAUCUGCCUGACUUUCACGACUCGCAGGUGGCGCGCAGCACUGGCAAUGCCUCUCAAAAAGUUGUGCCCCCCUCGCCUUCCAAAGUGUGGAGCUUGCUCGAGCGAGUUGCUAAUUUGUUCCGGAUCUAUCCUGCACAUGCCGCGGAGGACAACCUUGAGAACUUGGAGAGCAUGCCAGAGGACGGCGCGGUCAGCGAAUUCGAUGUUGUGAGGAUGGCCAGAAAGAGCGAAAAGAUUGCACUGGCCUUUGUGAACUAUGCGGUUCGAGAGUUCAAUUAUGUCCUCACAGGUCCACAGCUGCUGCGGUGGUUUGGAGUCAACGACACUGAGACCAGAAGGACGAUCUUAGCUACGCUGAACUCAGUUGCCGACGUGUUGGCCAAUGCCUGGUACGUAUACCCUGGCAGCAUGUGCAAUGAGGAACGCUUUGCCUAUGCCUUGGGGCGUGGAGCUGAUUGCUCUCACGCUGACCUGCAGUCGGACGCCUCCCGCUGUGCCACCUUUGAAGGCCACUAUGUGAUAUUCCUUUGUAAUAGUUUCUUCAAGCACCCUGAUGAGCAGCUGCUCACCUUGAUUCACGAAGCCUCCCACCAAGCGGUAGCCUACACCGAUGAUAUUUGCGCUGACGCAGAUUUGCCCCGAGAUGAGAGUACCUGCGAACGAAAGGCAUAUGGCAGAACAACAUGUGAAUAUUUGGCCAGUAACAUGCCGGAUAGAGCAUUGGUGAAUGCAGACAAUUACUGCUACUACGUUCAGGACGUGGUGCGAGAAUGUCUACCAUCGCCUCCGCUCCCGGUGUCAAGCCGGCACAUCCCCGUGUCCUCUGCAGGGCUUACUUGCCCAGGCAACGCCACCAAAAUGGGUCGGCACUGCCGGUGCCCCCCAAACCACCACUGCCAGCAGGAUGGCGAAGAUGGAUGCGACUUCGGGUUGCAGAGCAGCCAAACCGAGUUCUUGCCAAGCUGCAAGAGUUGCGAUUGCGUGGCGGACGAGUGGGAAGUGGUGAAGCCCAAAAAGGCCAGUAUCUACAAGGAGGACCCGCGCUGCAACGUGCCGUGCGGAUCGGAAGUCGAAGGUAAACAGCUCGCGGAGAAUCGCUGCGCCAGAUGCGAGGAAGAGACAAACGAGUGCUUGGUGAUGGAGUGUAGCCUUGGCGAUUUGUGCAAGGACUUCCGCUGCCCGCAGUUCUCAAGCUGCCACGUCAAGAGAAAGGGGGAGCCAGAGCCCUAUUGCGCUUGCCGUCCGCUGUGGCGUGAGACGCCAGAUGGCUGUGCGCCGCCCAUUGACAAAGACUACAGAUGUUGCGAAUCCGAUGGAAAGUAUGUUUGGUUUCCCAGGGAGGACCAGAAGUUCCGAUGGUUUCCUUAUCCAAAGCACGUUUGCCCAAAAGCCGCUGGGCAUGCGUGGCAUCACGCCGAGGGGUGCUCGCACCUGGUGUACGGUCUGAACUACCCGUGA